Annulohypoxylon truncatum is the source of this 808-nucleotide messenger RNA. RefSeq lists its product as uncharacterized. The record is from RefSeq and is a predicted model, not a curated record. Lineage: Eukaryota; Fungi; Ascomycota; Sordariomycetes; Xylariales; Hypoxylaceae. Bases 98 to 595 code for a protein of 165 amino acids. The transcript is spliced from 2 exons.
UUGCGACGGGGCGAGGGAAAACAAGCGACGGAGUACUUGGAACGGGUUUUCGACUUUCGCGGGGCGCAGUAGGGCAAAGGGUCGGGGUGCGUGGCAUAUGGGACGGAAAGAAGCGAGGCGAGUCCGGCAAGCAGGCAGGCAGGCAGGCGAACGAGCAAGAGGGAAGAAAAGGGGCGAAGGGGCUUAUGGUUUUGAAGGGUGUGAUUUUUUGGUUGGACCUGGAUCAUCCCAUAUACCUCUCUUGUCGUGUCGUUUUUUACCUCCAGCGCCUCACUUAUACUCUCUUCUUCCUGUUCUGUUCUGGCUGAUGGAAAAGCGCAAAUCGACCGAAUCUACCGCGUUUCGGGGCGUCCAAAACGCCAUAUGGAUGUGUUCAAAGGAAAAGGAAGGAAGAGGCGGUGGAACAAAUUUAUUAUCUUUUCCUUGCUAUAUUUUUUUCCUGUCUGUCUCCGUCUCUCAUACUCGCUGCUACUACGUGGCCUAUUAUUGUUACUGUUACUUUUACUUUUCUCUUUCUUUCCCCAAAUGUAAAACCACCAGUACUAGAUGCUCCUAUCUUACUACCUACCUACUUAGCUUAAGACCUAAUGUGUAACGGACCGGAAAUGGGGAGGUGGAAUGGGACGAGGGACGGGUCGGCCUAGUCCGGUUGCUGGUUUCAUACGGCAGAGCAGUUUGCAUAUACCGAGGAGCGAGGAACGGAGUCGGGCUGGCUGGCUAUCAGAAACCAAGCAUGCUGCGUGCGCACGCACAGUGGCGUAGGUACGGAUGGAUGGAUGGACGGCUGGGCGGAUAGGUGCUUUAGCAA